Exophiala bonariae is the source of this 2703-nucleotide messenger RNA. RefSeq lists its product as uncharacterized. Bases 1 to 2703 code for a protein of 900 amino acids. Lineage: Eukaryota; Fungi; Ascomycota; Eurotiomycetes; Chaetothyriales; Herpotrichiellaceae. The record is from RefSeq and is a predicted model, not a curated record. The transcript is spliced from 4 exons.
AUGACUUCGACAUUUCGAUUCGACCUAGCUUUUGCUCCUGGUGAUUCCCUAUGUUGUGACUUUUAUGACCCAAGACGGCAUUUGGAUGCCGACUGUAACAAGCUACCUAGCGAUUUGACGAGGCUUCUGAAGCACUGGGUAGCCGAGCGAAAGUUACAAAAUGAUCCUUCGACCACGUCCCAGGCUCUUCCAGCACCAUCUGAGCUAAGUGACGAAACGUCUUCUUGGAGCGAAGAAUCAGAUUGGGAUGGUAAAAGUCCAGCUUCAGUACCGAACGGUACCGAAAGAGGAGAUUACAUCACCAAUAUUGAAGGAGUUCCAGGCUUCCAAGCCUGGGUCAAUCAAACUGCAAAGUCUGAAGCGACCGAUGCGCCGGACAACGAAGGGAGGCGUAAUGAUAUAAUUCAACCAGAAUUCAUGCCACACAGUCUAGCACUAGGACCAGACGAUAUGUUCUGCUGGAUAUCUAAAUCUCAAUUUUGUUUUAAUGAUCCCUUCAAAGCAGCUUUUCCAGAAUUACAGAGAACCUUAGCCAAGGAACAAGAAAGGAAGAGGUUGGGUGAAGUUAGGCUUGUGACCAGCACUUAUCGACCGCCUGGAUCAUCACAGCCAUACUUUGCUCUAGCCACUGCUGAUGGUGUCUGCAUCGCAUCCGUUCCUCCAGCAACCAGCGACAAAUUCUCCCGGUAUGCGUUCCACAUUGGUGCGGUCUUGCGAGCGAAGUGGACAAAGAGAAUGAGCGAUUUGCAAACAUCCUAUGAUGAUCUCACGAGGGAGGCUGAAGCAGCCAUUCAGGUCGUUAUCUCUCCGCAGCAAACAGAAACGCGGGAACCGAAUUCUUCUGCAGAGCAAGAACCAGCACCACAACGAUCGAGUAAAGUGACAGGGACGGCCACAGGUGAAUUGAGCUCAUCAAUUACUGCACUGAAGCAUAUGCGGCGAACGGUACAGGCACUUUUGGCAAUCAAGGAACAUUGUGAGUUGAACAUUGUUCUUAGCAUGCAUAAAGACCAGAUGAAAAGCAAAGACCUCGAUAGCAGAGUGGACGCACUAUUGGAAGAAUCCAGGACAUGGGCCGAAGAUCUGCAAAUCACGGCAAAUAAUCUCAAAGUCAUCACCACGAACCAGAAUAAUUUCAUCGAUGGUAUCUUAGGACUUAUAAGAGCUUUUCAGCCUGUGAAGCCAAUUGCCAAGCCCGAGGCCAAUCCUUCCGCAGAAGUUACCGGCCAGCCCAAUGUCGAGGCCUCGGAACCAUUGAAGCCGGCGGUCAUCACUGUUGAGACCAAGGAAGAGGAAGGAGCGGGACAGUCGACAACUAAGAGUGCCAAAGCGGAAUCAGCAGAGCAGCCGCCGGUUGAAAACCAGGUAGUGGAGAGUCCAAAGGAGCCUACCCCCAUAGUUCAGGAGGGGCAGACACAGCCAGCUACCACCGUCGACCCGAAGAUACAAAAAAGCAACAAGCUGGACGGUGUUAUGGAAGAACUUCGAGCUCUUCUCCAACACCUAAAAGAUGCUCAAUCGGCCUUUCUCAAAGAGCUAACGGAGACCAUCCAAAACGCUCUUGAAAAGCCGAUUUCUGCCGGUGUGGGUGAAAUGAAAACUACGCAACAGGAGCUCAAUUCACUUGUGAAGUUACUUGGAAGCAUGCGGAGUGAAGUCAUCGCUGCCAAAAAGAACUUAACAGCUUUCGACAUCGUAUGUGACGAGAAAUUACCAAUCGGAGAAGGCGUCAAUAUGCUUGGCCAACGGUAUCAAGAGAAAGUCGUAGCACUAAAUGCGGCGGCUGAAACUCUGGUAGAAUACAUCAAAGACUACGACAGUACGAAGACACCACUUAGUGAUGGAAUAAAGAAGCUCUUGGACGAGCUGAGCACUGCAAAGGAGGACCUGAAAAGUGCUGCAGGUAUCCUGAGGAAUACCCUGACAGAGGUGAACACAAAGUUGGAAACCAGUGCGGAAGACGCCUUUGAUGUGGCCACGUCCCUGCCAUCUGGGAUUAGCAAGCUUGGUGAGGCACUCAUCAGCAAGGACACUCAAUUAAAAAGAGCAAAGACCGAAACGAGCGACUCCCAAGCGGCAUUGAAUAGUGCAAAGGCUACACUGACGGCCGCGGCCAGUGGGACCUACAACCCAGAGACAAGCUCGCUCGAGACAGGAAUCACAGCACUUGGGGAAGCACUGCGGACCGCGACCGCCGAGAAGACGCGAUUGACAGGAGAACUCGAAAAGCUGCGGAACGCCACUGGACCUGUGACCCCAUCUGGGGAUUCCAAGCCACCACUGCCACCAGCGGUCUCGGCCGCGAUAUCCGUCUGGAGAAGCAGGGUAUUCGUCAACGAGACCGGAAGGGACGCGGCGUUGGCAUUUCACGCCGACUUCGAAGAGGUGAAGCGAUUCAACCCCAACAUACCCGAUGCCACGUGGACCGACAGCAAGAGGCAGUUCGAUUUCUACUUCCCUAACAAAAUCCAAGAAAAGGACGUCGUCACCAUCAAGAGGAUCCUCAAGCUUCCGAAUUCCGACGGCUCUGCGGCCGCGAAGAGAUCGGCUGAAUCUGUCGCGGCUUACUUCCAUCUCGACAUGUCGCGCUUCGUCGGUGACAACGGGACCUGGGUCCGCAAGACAGAUGAUCUGUCCGGCCAUGUCCUCGCUAUCUCUGCCUUCGGGCCGUAUAAGUGGCCACAACCUCCGUUGCCGUUGUGA